Molecule: messenger RNA, 813 nt
Organism: Penicillium malachiteum
Lineage: Eukaryota; Fungi; Ascomycota; Eurotiomycetes; Eurotiales; Aspergillaceae
Exons: 6
Coding region: 1-813 (270 amino acids)
Cellular component (GO): cytosol
Molecular function (GO): oxidoreductase activity
Source: RefSeq, a predicted model, not a curated record
AUGGCUCUCAACGGACGAACUGCUCUCAUCACCGGAGCAUCAAUGGGAAUCGGCGAAGCAAUUACACAAAUUCUUGCGAAAUCAGGCAUCAACCUCAUUCUCAUAUCUCGAUCUAAUGAUAAACUUGCCAAGCUGCGCAACGAACUAUCAACUCAAUAUCCCAAUCUCAACAUCACAUACCGUGCAGCUGAUGUGGGGAACUACAAGGAAACAGACACAGCUAUUGAAUCAUCUAUUCAGGAAGUCAGUCACAUUGAUAUCUUGAUCAACAAUGCUGGCCUUGCCCUCGGCGCUCCAAGUCCCUUCCACGCCCAAUCAAUCAAAGACAUCCAAACCAUGAUCUCAACGAAUAUCAAUGGUCCCAUGAAUGUCACACACUCAGUACUGAACAGAAGCAUGUAUGCUCGUGGCACUGGUACAAUCAUGAACAUCACCUCGGUUACCGGUCUAGAGGUUCCUCCAUUUUCUGGUGAAGCGGUUCAUCAUUCUAGCAAAGCGGCACAGGAAGCGUUCACGAAUUCCUUGCGCAAUGAGUUGGCUGGAACUAAUAUCAGGGUUUUGGCGCUGAGACCUGGAGUUGUGGCGACUAAUUUUCAUUCGCAAAGGGUUGGUCAUGAUAAGGAAAUGUAUGAUUCGUUUACAGAUGGAUAUGAGCCUCUUAUUUCGGAUGAUAUUGCUGAAGCAGCGCUUUAUAUGCUCAGCCAGCCGGCGAAUGUCUCUAUCAAGGCUUUGGAUGUGGUUCCUUCAGCCCAGAGAUCUUUGAAUGUUUUCGAUCGCAGUUGGAAUGAACGUCAAGGGCAUCAUCAAUCCUAA